Molecule: messenger RNA, 2149 nt
Organism: Chiroxiphia lanceolata (lance-tailed manakin)
Lineage: Eukaryota; Metazoa; Chordata; Aves; Passeriformes; Pipridae
Gene: LSMEM1
Product: leucine rich single-pass membrane protein 1
Exons: 6
Coding region: 1235-1687 (150 amino acids)
Source: RefSeq, a predicted model, not a curated record
AAAAACCUCACCAACCCCUGAGAACUGCUGCUUGCUCUGAUAAGGGAAAGUUUGGUUUGGGGUGGGGUGGUUUGUUGGUUAGUUGGUUGGUUUUGGGUUUGUUUUUUUUCAGGGGUGUUUGGGUUUUUUUGUUUGUUUGUCCCCCUUCCUUCAAGUUUCUGGUUACAACAGAACCUAUUCCAGAAAAUGUAUAUAGACAAAUGAGUUUUACCUUCUAAAUUAUCCUUUUUUCCCCUCAAAUAAUCAAUUAUGUAACAACUUGUUUGGCUUGCAAAACUGAUCGCUGACUCCAAAUCAAGGUCUUCAACUGAAAUCUGCAGUAUAAUGAACAUGUGUUGUCAGUGUCACACAAGUGAAGAAGAAACUUCUGAUCCUUGAACUAGAAGCAGCUGUCUGCUUGUGUGUGCCCAGACCAAGUCUGUCCCCUUUGAGUUAAACUGUUCAGCUGUUCCCUGGCCUCUCCUGUGGCUUCUGGGUAGUCACCUUUGGCAUCCUUUGCCCAUGUAAAGGAACACUUUUGAUAGUUUCCUGUAUUUCUACAGCACUUCCUGGCAGGUGGCCAAGCAUGUGGUUGCCCUUUCCCCUGUUACACGGUAGCUGCCAACCAGAGUGACCAGGAUGGUUUCCAGGAGAUGUUGGAGGAAAGAGGCUGUUUUGCUGCCUUGCAGAGAUCGGAUGGGUUUGUAGACCUUUUCAAGCUUAAAACUGGAGAGGCCUGGGUCCUUGUCUUACAGUUAGGUUGGUGUCAGGACUCUUUUGGAAAUGGAAGUGAGGGGGGUUUUUCCUGGCUUGCAGAUCCUUAUUUAGAGGAAGGACUUGUCGGAGACUCCCACACAAAAGUAGUGAGCUGUUACAUCUGUGUUGCUGGCCCAGCUACUCAGACUGGGCAGCAGCAGAGCUUCACAGAGGAGCUAUAAGUCCGGAAUCAACAGGUUCCUAUGGGUCUAAAAGUAGAGAGAAGAACUGCAGAACAAGUUUUCUUCAUGUGAUUUUCACUGGCUGAUUUCUUCCAUACUGGCACAUUAACUGAAUAUAAUUAUGUUGGCUCUGUAGUGAUUGCAGUUGGCUACGGAUGUGCACGCGGGGAGAGAGCAGAGCAGAGCCAGUGCUGGGAGGAAGGUGGUUCACAGACUGUGCUGCCUGGCACCACGUAAUGUUCUAGAGGAAGGACAGUGGACACAGCCAUCUGUCCUGAAGUUACUGCUGCACACCUAAACGUCAUACGCUAGAUACAAUGGAGAGGCCUUCCUUGGAAAUUAACCUGCCUGAUACACACGAAGAAGGAAAGCUUUAUGUAGUUGAUUCUUUAAACAACCUAAACAAGCUAAAUGUUUGUCCAGAUGAAUCCCAGCAUUCACUAGAUGAGGAGGAGAACGCUGGUGGCACUGGAGAAAACAUGGCAGGGAGCAACACAGGAAAUCAGUGUUUGUUCUUCAUCACUUUUAUUCUUACUUUGAUCAUCAGUUUGGCACUUGUUUCAUUUGUAAUAUUCUUAAUAAUUCAAACUAGAAACAAGAUGGACCAAAUAUCAAGCAGACUACUAUCUGAAAAGAAGAACAUAGAAGAGCUGAAGAAAAUUAACAAUAUUUUAUUAAAGCAUCUAAAUCAAUCAGUAAUUAAGGAUAAGUCUUCUGAUCUUCAUGAUUACCUAUUAACCCAUGCUGAACUCAAAGUCCCUGGAGAAUAGAUUUUCUUUGGAAUGAAAUUUAGCAUAUUCAUGACUCAGAUAUUUUUACAUAUGUCACACAGGUUGCUUAAACAUUAUGAUAUGGUCACCGGAGCAUUGGAAAAGCCAACUGAAUGAAAAAUAUUAGAAAAUAAUAUUUUAUCCUGGUUUAUUUGGACAUAGAUUUUUAAAACUAAGCCCAUAGGAGUCACAAUAAACAACAGAUUGUCAACAAUUUGAGGCAAGAGUUCUGGAUUCCUUGUGUAUUGUAAAUUGCAGGGGUAAGGGCCUAGUUUUACUUUAAAUGUAAGUGAAUGAUUACAGAAAAUCAUGUUUUCUAUUCACAUGAUUCCAGCAUGACCUUGUUCACUUAAUCAUUCUCCUGUUUCUUUGGUACAAGUUUUGUGGUUAUUUUAAUAUUAUUUGUAUUUAAGGAUAACUUUGGAUUUCAUAACUUAUAAAUAAAUUCAUUUCUGCCAUAGA